GCGUUCAAGAACAUCUUUGCAGCUCAUAACCCAAUGCUUGUUGACACUUCACAGCUGUACGUCAAUCGGUAGUGGGUGUGUUUGUUUGUGUGUAUGUAUAUAUACGUACCGGCCAAGCCAUGUCUGCUAUGUUGACGGCGGAUUGGUGUCCUUUGGGACGGGAUAAAUAUUACAGAAAAUUUGAAAUUUAUUCAAUGGACUGGCAUCAUGAAAUAAAUUUAGAUAAUGUACUGCUGGCAGCUGCACCGUACGGUGGCCCUGUUGCAGUUGUCAGAGACAGAAAAAAGAUUGUCAAAGUACAAGGAAGCACUAAACCUAUAAUAUCAAUUUAUACUGCUGCUGGAAAACUUAUAUCUUCAAUCAUGUGGAACAGUGGCCCCAUUGUAGCAAUGGGGUGGUCAUCAACAGAAGAUCUCCUUUGUGUGCAGGAUGAUGGUUCCGUGCUAAAGUACGAUAUUUUUGGAACGUAUCAACAUACCUUCAGCAUGGGCCAGGAAGCAAAAGACGCAAAGAUUCUGGAAGCAAGAAUAUUUGCGAGCGAGAGUGGAACAGGUGUUGCUGUACUAACAUCUUCCUAUCGCAUAUUUUUAGUCAACAGUGUACUUGAACCAAAGGUCUACAGACUUCCAGAAAUUCCUGGACCAAACAUGUCUCCAAGUAGCUGGCAGAUUGUAGUGAAAGACCGUGAGAGUAGAGUUCUGGUUGCUAAGGGGCGAGAUCUGUUUAUACUUAUCCGAUCUGAGCUGCAAGCCAAACCAGUUAUGCUUGACAUGACUGAUGGUAACAGUUCAGUGGUGGAGAUGGCAGUGUCGCAAAACAACCGUCAUGUUGCACUUAUUACUGAUGAUGGAAAAUUAUGGCUUGGUUCAUCUGACUUACGUGACAAAUACAUUGAAAGGGACACAGAAUUUCCUUGUAAGCCCCGACAACUUGUAUGGUGUGGGACUGAGGCGGUCAUUGGAUAUUGGGAGAGUGUACUACUACUUUUUGGACGGCAAGGAGACUCCACAAAGUAUGGAUAUGAUUCUGGAGUGUACUUAGUGCCUGAGAUGGAUGGUGUUCGCGUGCUCUCUCUGUUCUCUCAUGAAAUGAUUCAGAAAGUGCCAGUUGUGGUGCAAGAAAUUUUUCGAAUCAAUAGUAAUGAUCCUGGAUCUUAUUUAUUUGAAGCUUCAAAGCAGUUCCAGAAAGGAAGUCAUCGAGCAGAUGAAUAUAUAAGAAUUGUCAAAGACAAGCUAGAGGAAGCAGUUAAAAAUUGCAUUGAGGCUGCAGGCUAUGAAUUUGACACAGACACACAGAAAAUGCUGAUUCGGGCAGCACAAUUUGGCAAAGGCUUUGUUCCCAGUAUGAACUCCGAUUCAUAUGUUAGGAUGUGUCGACUGCUACGUGUUCUUAAUGCUAUGCGAAAUCGGCAUGUUGGAAUACCAUUGACGAUUACGCAAUUGGAGCAUUUGACUACACAGGUAUUGCUGGACAGAUUGGUGCUGAGACACCACUACUGCCUGGCCAUCCACAUCGCCAAAUAUUUGCGUCUGCCAGAGAUAGAGGGAUCAAGUCGUAUUCUUGCGCAUUGGGCCUGCUAUAAAGUAAAGCAGACACAGCUGGAUCGUGAACAGGUGGCUCGUGAAAUCGCAGAGAAGUUGGGGGAUACGCCUGGUGUAUCAUACAGCGAUAUUGCUAUUAAGGCUGCAGACUGUGGUCGGACACAACUUGCAAUAAAGUUAAUGGAUUAUGAGCCUCGUGCAAAUCUUCAAGUUCCGCUCCUGUUGAGAUUGGGUGAAGUAAAACCAGCCUUAGUAAAAGCCAUAGAAAGUGGUGAUACAGAUCUUGUGUUCACUGUGCUGCUCCAUCUCCGUGAGAAUAUGCCUUUAGGAGAAUUUCAGUUGGCAGUAAGAAAUUUUCCCAUGGCUCAAGCAUUGUAUAUUAAAUAUUGUCGAGAUCACAAUCCUGAAACCUUGAGGGACAUAUAUGUUCAGGAGGAUGAUUUCAAUGCACAGGCUGCCUGCUUUAUUCGUGAAAGUUAUGACUUGAAGAACCAGUCACGAGAUGCAUCACUGGAAGCUGCUCAAGAUGCAUACCGAAGGGCACGUAAUGACUUUGGUGCCAGCCUUUGUGAGGAGCAGCUGCGUCUCUCUAGAUAUCAGCGACAACUGGAAGAAAAAAUGGGCACCAAGUUUGCAGGUGCCUCACUUCGAGACACGGUGUACAGGUUGUUGAUGUUGUCAGAAGUCAAGUUGGCUGACAAGCUACGCACUGAGUAUAAAGUCUCUGAUCGCACUUAUUGUUGGUUGCGAAUACUCAGCCUUGCUGAGCUUGGUAACUGGACUGAGUUAGAGAAGUUGUCAAAAGUCAAGAAAUCUCCAGCAGGUCAUGAACCAUUUGUGGAAGUCUGUCUGAAGCAUAAUAAUAUACAUGAAGCACAGAAGUAUUUACCAAAAGUGAGGGAUGAACUGAAGGUUAAGUAUUAUGUGAAGGCUAAGUUAUUUGAAGAGGCGUCACGCAUAGCGUUUGAGCAGAAAGAUGUACAAGGUCUCUUGUACAUUCAGAAUCAUUGCCAGACAUCUGACAGAACACUGUCUGACAAAAUAAAUGUACUUGUGUCACAGCUUGCAAACAAAAAAUGAAAGAAGAAUAAAAACAUUGCCUAUUGCUACUCCAAGGAACAUUUUUCAGUUGUUCAAGAAUAUUAUAGAAUGUUUGUUGAUGCAGUAUAUAUGCAUCGAGGUAGAUGAAGAAAGAAAUUGGAGGGUAACUAUUAGAGUGUGGUGAAAAAUACAAGUGAAUGAUCUAAUUCUGGAACUCAGCAACAUGACCCAGAAUCAACCUACUGUGAUAAAAUUUGUUAGCAAAAAUUAGACACUUUUUAUUAUCCAACAGCAAGGUGAUAAUUCCACUUACAAUAUUCUGACAGUGAGUAAAUGCAAAUUGUGAUUCCCUACAAUGUUCUGCCAACAUUUCCUUGUUCCUAUAGCUUGUAAGCAACAUUUAUUAAAGCACAGUUUUUGUGAAUGUAUUUAUAUAUGUGUUGUAUGUAUAUGUAAAAGUUUCUAGCUUCUGGCAGUCUCAGACUUGAAAUA
Messenger RNA from Schistocerca serialis cubense, 3074 nucleotides. It is a transcript of the gene Vps16A, whose product is annotated as vacuolar protein sorting-associated protein 16 homolog. The record is from RefSeq and is a predicted model, not a curated record. Gene Ontology annotation, molecular function: actin binding. The transcript is spliced from 16 exons. Bases 120 to 2621 code for a protein of 833 amino acids. NCBI's taxonomy places the organism in Eukaryota, Metazoa, Arthropoda, Insecta, Orthoptera, Acrididae. Gene Ontology annotation, cellular component: endosome; lysosomal membrane; cytoplasm. Gene Ontology annotation, biological process: intracellular protein transport; endosomal transport; vacuole fusion, non-autophagic.